Molecule: messenger RNA, 972 nt
Organism: Nezara viridula (southern green stink bug)
Lineage: Eukaryota; Metazoa; Arthropoda; Insecta; Hemiptera; Pentatomidae
Source: the annotation of a GenBank genome assembly
AUGUCUGUUCGCUACGAGCGGUUAGAGGGAGCGCUGGCCGAACGAUUGGAUUCCCUCUUCGGGAUUCCUGGCUGCCUGAUAGAGGUGAACCCUGGCAAGGUCCUCUUGCCACCGAAGUACGUAGAACUGGGCCAGAGGAUAAAGGACUUGGAGGUUCGGCCAGACGACGUUUGGGUCAUUUCCUAUCCUAGAACAGGGAGCACAUGGGUUCAAGAAAUGGUGUGGUGUAUUGGAAAUGACUUGGAUUUUGAAACAGCUAAACAAUAUGGCCAGUUUCGAAAUCCUCUUUUAGAGCUUACAGCAUUGAUGGGUAAUGAUAAGGGUUCUUGGAAAGACAGUUUGGGUAACUCAGUAGACUUAGCAGAGAGUUUGAAAUCACCAAGGUUCAUCAAAACACAUUUGCCUGUAACACUUCUUCCUAAACAGAUUUUCACUGUUCGCCCAAAGAUUAUAUAUGUAAGUCGAAACCCGAAAGAUAUGUGUGUUUCUUACUAUCACUAUUGCAGACUUCUUCAUGAUUUCCACGGUAGUUUUGAAGACUUUGCUGAAAUUUUCUUGCAAGGAAAAGCACCUGUAGGACCAUACUGGAGCCAUGUUCUUGGUUUCUGGGAUCUUCGCCAUGAUGAAAAUGUACUGUUUUUGAAAUAUGAAGAAGUCAGAAAAGAUCAUAGGGGAUGUAUAUUAAAAGUAGCUAAAUUCAUGGGAAAGGAUAUUUCUGAAGAUGAUGUAAGCAAAUUGUUGGAUCAUUUGAGUUUUCAAAAGAUGAAGGAAAACCGUGCACUAAAUCUAGAAGAUUUUCUUCAGGCCCGAAAUGGACCAGGUUUCAUACAGAAGGGUGACCAGACCUUCAUACGAAAAGGGAAAGUUGGCGACUGGAAGAACUACAUGUCACCAGAACUUGCUGAGAGGUUUGACAAUUGGACCAGAGAGAAUCUUAAAGGCACUGGUCUCAGUUUUAAUACAGAAGAGUGA